Molecule: messenger RNA, 926 nt
Organism: Microtus oregoni (creeping vole)
Lineage: Eukaryota; Metazoa; Chordata; Mammalia; Rodentia; Cricetidae
Gene: Csrp2
Product: cysteine and glycine rich protein 2
Exons: 6
Coding region: 122-703 (193 amino acids)
Biological process (GO): muscle tissue development; sarcomere organization
Cellular component (GO): nucleus; Z disc; cytoplasm
Molecular function (GO): actinin binding; structural constituent of muscle
Source: RefSeq, a predicted model, not a curated record
CCUCCGGGAGGCUUUAAAGGCGGGCGCGCGGACCCCGGCUGGCUUUUGUACCCGCUCCAGGGUUUCCUCCGUCCUGUCCUCGCUAGCUCCGCCCGCCGCGUGCUCCCGCCUCCCACUCGGAAUGCCUGUCUGGGGCGGUGGAAAUAAGUGCGGGGCCUGCGCGAGGACCGUGUACCACGCCGAGGAGGUGCAGUGCGAUGGGCGGAGCUUCCACCGCUGCUGCUUUCUGUGCAUGGUUUGCAGGAAAAAUCUAGACAGCACAACGGUGGCGAUUCACGAUGACGAGAUCUACUGCAAAUCCUGCUAUGGAAAAAAGUAUGGCCCAAAAGGCUAUGGUUAUGGCCAGGGCGCUGGCACGCUCAACAUGGACCGCGGCGAGAGGCUGGGCAUCAAGCCAGAGAGUGCUCAGCCGCACAGGCCUACAACAAAUCCAAACACUUCUAAAUUUGCCCAGAAAUAUGGAGGUGCUGAGAAGUGUUCCAGGUGUGGGGAUUCUGUCUACGCUGCCGAGAAGAUAAUCGGAGCUGGAAAGCCCUGGCACAAAAACUGCUUCCGAUGUGCCAAGUGUGGGAAGAGUCUCGAAUCCACAACUCUGACCGAGAAAGAAGGUGAAAUCUAUUGUAAAGGGUGCUAUGCAAAGAACUUUGGGCCCAAGGGAUUUGGCUAUGGUCAAGGAGCAGGGGCCCUUGUUCAUGCUCAGUGAUGGUGUAAACCCAGAAUGAAGCACCGCGCACACCAACUCGUCACUAUCAAACACAGAUGACUUUAUGGCACUCACUACUGUGAAACUCCACCAGCAUGCGGCACUGUGCGGCCACCCUCUCCCUGCACAGGCAGGCUGGACCCGGCAGCGCUGCGCCCCCGCUCGCUGAUUCACUAGCAUUUAAGAGCAUUUCUUUUAUGUUUGAAAUAAAGUUUCGGCUUGA